Messenger RNA from Humulus lupulus (European hop), 3252 nucleotides. RefSeq names its product chloride channel protein CLC-c-like. The transcript is spliced from 8 exons. Gene Ontology annotation, molecular function: voltage-gated chloride channel activity. Gene Ontology annotation, cellular component: plant-type vacuole membrane; intracellular membrane-bounded organelle. NCBI's taxonomy places the organism in Eukaryota, Viridiplantae, Streptophyta, Magnoliopsida, Rosales, Cannabaceae. The record is from RefSeq and is a predicted model, not a curated record. Bases 387 to 2747 code for a protein of 786 amino acids. Gene Ontology annotation, biological process: chloride transport; transmembrane transport.
UUAAACCCUCAUAUUAAAUAUGAAUAAAAAUUCACGCUCGAUCUAAUCUUAUGCUAAAAAUUUUAAAAAUAUAUAUAAAAAAAAAUCUUCAUGAACUGUCCAAAUAUUAUUGAAAAACUCAAAGUUUGUUAUUUAUCAUCGUUGCAGAGUCCAAAAGUUCGUACAAAUAAAAAUAUUUGCACGAGCCUAAAUGUCACAACUACUUUUGGUGUAUAUAUACACAUGGAUAUAAUAGUAGUGGUGAUUUGAAGAAUUUAUCAAAAAAAAAAAAUAGUGAUUUGAAGAAGAAAGAAGCAAACUUGACAGGCGUAUGUGGUCCUAGACAAUUUUAUUUCAUUCUUCUUUAUUAGUUUGAUUACAUUACAGGGUUGCAAGGGAGGCGUAAUAUGGACCCGCAUGGAGAUGAUGAUGGUGGUUGUGAGGUGGUGGAGACUCAAGAGCUGUGGGACGGGAAGGAGAUCCGAAGGUAUUGGUCAGAGGUAUCUGUGUCUGUCACCGAUGAUAAGAGCUUCUCCACUACUCAGCCUCUUUUGCUGAAGAGGCGAAACACCACUUCCCAAAUUGCCAUAGUUGGCUCCAAUCUCUAUUCCAUCGAGAGUCUUGACUAUGAGAUUGCUGAAAAUGAACUCUUUAAGCAGGAUUGGAGAUCAAAGAAGAAGAAGCAAAUAUUUCAGUAUGUACUGCUCAAGUGGGCAUUUGCUCUUCUCAUUGGACUCGGAACUGGACUAGUUGGCUUCUUAAAUAACAUUGCAGUCGAGAAUAUUUCAGAUUUUAAGCUUCUGUUGACUACUAAUCUUAUGUCUGAGCAAAGAUACUACACGGCUUUUGCAGCAUAUGCUGGUUGCAACAUUUGUUUAGCAGUUGCGGCAGGUGCGCUAUGUGCUUAUAUUGCUCCAGCUGCAGCAGGUUCUGGUAUUCCAGAGGUCAAAGCCUAUCUCAAUGGGAUCGAUGCUCAUUCAAUACUUGCUCCAAGCACCCUCUUUGUCAAGAUAUUUGGAUCCAUUCUAGGAGUCUCUGCAGGCUUUGUGGUGGGUAAAGAAGGGCCUAUGGUACAUACAGGGGCUUGCAUAGCCUCUCUGCUUGGGCAGGGAGGUUCCCGCAAGUAUCAUUUGACAUGGUCAUGGCUGAGAUACUUCAAGAAUGAUAGGGAUAGGCGAGACUUGAUCACUUGUGGUGCUGCUGCUGGUGUAGCUGCAGCAUUCCGUGCCCCCGUUGGUGGUGUUCUGUUUGCCCUUGAGGAGGCUGCUUCCUGGUGGCGGAGUGCUCUUCUUUGGAGAGCAUUUUUCACAACAGCAGUAGUUGCUAUAGUACUGAGAGCUUUUAUACAAUUUUGCUCUACGGGAAAUUGUGGUCUAUUCGGGCUAGGAGGUCUGAUCAUGUAUGAUGUAAGCUCAGCUGAGGCAAUAUUUAGUGCCCCUGAUAUCUUGGCUGUGAUAUUCCUUGGUGUUAUUGGAGGAUUACUAGGAAGUCUCUACAACUACCUUGUGGACAAGGUCGUUCGAACUUAUAGCAUUGUCAAUGAGAAAGGUCCUGUUCCAAAAAUCUUACUGGUUUUGACUAUAGCCAUUUUGACUUCAUGCUGCACUUACUUCUUGCCUUGGUCUGCCAAGUGCAUCCCUUGCCCCGAAGACAUCACAGUUAGCUGCCCAACUGUUACUUCUGGUAACUAUAAGGCCUUUCAGUGUCCACCAGGCCACUACAAUGAUCUCGCCUCCCUCUUCUUAAACACCAACGACGAUGCUAUUCGCAACCUCUUCAGUACAGGCACCAAAAAGGAAUUCCAGAUAUCCUCACUCUUCAUCUUCUUUGUAGCUGUUUACUUCCUUGGAAUCGUAACUUAUGGAAUAGCUAUUCCCUCUGGCCUUUUUAUCCCAGUCAUACUCGCUGGAGCUUGUUAUGGCAGACUUAUUGGAAGACUCUUCGAAACAAUCUCUCACUUGGACACUGGUCUCUUUGCCUUACUUGGUGCAGCCUCUUUCCUCGGCGGCACCAUGAGAAUGACAGUUUCCUUGUGUAUCAUACUGCUUGAACUCACAAAUGACUUGUUGCUGCUCCCCCUUGUGAUGAUUGUUCUUCUAAUAUCUAAAACUGUGGCUGAUAUCUUCAACAAGGGAGUGUAUGACCAAAUCUUGAAAAUAAAGGGAUUGCCUUACAUGGAGGCUCAUGCUGAGCCUUACAUGAGGCAUUUGGUUGCUGGUGAUGUUGUUUCAGGUCCAUUGAUCACCUUUUCUGGCAUCGAAAAGGUGGGAAAUGUUUUACAUGCUCUGAGGACAACAGGGCAUAACGGGUUUCCGGUGGUUGAUGAACCACCUUUUUCAGCCUCUCCAGAGCUGUGUGGUCUGGUGUUGAGGUCUCAUUUGCUGGUUCUGCUAAAGGGGAAGAACUUUACCAAGGAGAAAGUUAUGUGUGGUAGAGAGAUACUAGGAACGUUUUGUGCGUCUGAUUUUGCAAAAGCAGGAUCAGGGAAAGGAAUCAAAUUGGAGGAUCUUGAUAUUGAAGAGGAGGAGAUGCAGAUGUACGUGGACCUUCAUCCUAUUACAAACACAUCUCCAUACACAGUGGUUGACUCAAUGUCACUUGCCAAAGCUGCCAUUCUCUUUCGCCAACUUGGCCUCAGGCACAUGUGUGUGGUGCCAAGGAGCCAACGGCAGACAGAUCCAAUUGUGGGAAUUUUGACGAGGCAUGACUUUAUGGAGGAGCACAUUUUUGGACUGUACCCUCAUAUGGAUCCUCACAAGCUAAAGUAAUGCACCAUGUCAUGUCAUCAAAAGUGUGUUUGUUGUUGAGUGUUGACACAUGACAAUAGUGUACAUUUGGGAGGAAGCAUUCGAUGUCAACUGCAAUGACAUUUCUUCAAUCUGAUGUACAGCUGAGUUGGGUACUAUACUAUGGCAUCUAUAUGAUAUCCUCCGCCCAAUGUUGCAACUCUCACACUAUGAUUUCAGCUUUUAUCCUCUUCAAUUCAUCCAUUGUUUGUCACAUAUAAAAGUCGGUUUCAUUGUUUUGGUUUUACUUUUUUGGGGUAGUUUCUUUCUAUUGUUAUUUUUUUCUCAUUAAAUAAAAUUUUUGCUAUAAGGCAAUAAUGUGGUUAUGGUGCCUAAUUUUAUGAGUGUUUGGAUUUAGGAUGAGACACCACUCUUAGUGGUUUAAAGAUUUAGAAUUUAAAUACAAAUAUUUAUAAUAUACCACUUCCAGUGGUAUUUGACACCGUAUGUGCCUUAUAGCAAUAAACAUGUAAUGUUUACGUGUCUA